Molecule: messenger RNA, 2004 nt
Organism: Scatophagus argus
Lineage: Eukaryota; Metazoa; Chordata; Actinopteri; Scatophagidae
Product: syntaxin-12-like
Exons: 10
Coding region: 383-1189 (268 amino acids)
Biological process (GO): vesicle fusion; intracellular protein transport; vesicle-mediated transport
Cellular component (GO): endomembrane system; synaptic vesicle membrane; SNARE complex
Molecular function (GO): SNAP receptor activity; SNARE binding
Source: RefSeq, a predicted model, not a curated record
AGAAUGCUAACAGCUGAACAAUUCUGUACAGCCUCCUGUAACUUUUGGUAGAUAAACAGAAGCUAUGAAGCUAGAUAACCCGCCUAACUAACUAGUUUAAUAUGCAAAUGUGUAUAGAAACCACGUUAACAUUAUUUCCUAUUGUAAUUUAAUGAAUAUCAUUUGUAUUGCAAAUUUUAAUGUCGAUGAGCUUGAAAUGAUUGGAAAUUAGCCGACUAAUUUGUUAGUAAGCUAACAGUUGUUACAGACCAAGUAUGAUGAGGUUGUAUCUAACUGAUCUCCUGUUAGUAAUUAAUUAAAUCCUCCGGGACUGAAAGUCGACAGUGAAACUCUGAGCAAGUCCUAAGUUCAGCGCCAAAGGCACAAGUACCCUUCAGCAGACAUGUCUUACGGGAAAGCAGAGACCUACCGCCCAGUCCCACGGGAUUUCAACACCCUAAUACAGACAUGCAGCUCCAACAUCCAGAAAAUCACACAGAACACUGCUCAGAUCAAGAACAUGGUGAACCAACUGGGGACCAGACAGGACACCAGUGAAUUCCAGGAUCGUCUGCAGCAGAUUCAACACCAUACCAACCAGAUGGCAAAAGAAACCAACAAGCAUCUGAAAGAGUUGGGAUCAAUCCCUUUGCCUUCAUCGCCAUCAGAGCAAAGGCAGCAAAAAAUCCAGAGGGACCGGCUGAUGAAUGAUUUCUCAGCAGCUCUCAACAACUUCCAAGCAGUCCAACGGCUUGCAGCGGAGAAAGAAAAGGAGUCAGUAGCCAGAGUGAGAGCUGGAUCCCGACUAUCAACUGAAGACAGUUCUUGGGAUGAAAAGCUUGUUUCAUUUGAUAAUCAAGAGGAAUGGGGUCAAAUAACCGCCCAGUCAGAUGAAGUGGCCAUCACAGAGGAGGACCUGGAGCUCAUCAAGGAAAGAGAAACUAACAUCAGACAGCUGGAGUCUGACAUCAUGGAUGUAAACCAGAUCUUCAAGGACCUGGCAGUGAUGAUCCAUGAUCAGGGAGAGAUGAUUGAUAGCAUUGAGGCAAAUGUGGAGAAUGCUGAAGUUCAUGUAGAACGAGGAACAGAUCAGCUCCAGAGGGCUGCCUACUACCAACAAAAAUCCCGCAAGAAGAUGUGUAUUCUUGCUAUGGUUUGUUCCAUUGUGCUUGUCAUACUUGGCAUCAUUAUCUGGCAAGCUGCUAAGUGAGUUGACUAUGCACAACUGAAGUGUUACUACUAUAUUUUACUCUGCCCACUCCCACCUGCAAGUACCUGCUUGGAAUGAGAAUGAUGAGAGAAGAACAAGAAGUGACUGAUAACUUGACCGAGGUCAGCAGAGUAGAUCAAUGUAGAGGGAUGGUCAGUUUGGGAAACAUCUGAACUGAACUAGCCUGUUUUGUAAAAUACCUGUAAAACACCCUAUUUACACUGAGACGAGAAGAGAGUGGAGGAUGGAAGUGGUGUAGCGGAACAAUUUAAGAUAUGAGUCCCUAUUUUGCAUCAUUCAUUGAUUUCUUCUGUUAUGUACUGCACUAACACUAAAUGUCACUGUAUUUCAAAUAUAACAAUGUCGAUGCUAAUGUUUUCAGACCAGGCAAACUGAAAAAAGACACACUGCACAAGUAAGUUAAUCUGUGGUUUUUAAGGGCUGUAAAUUAUUUUUUUGUUUGCUGGUGGCACCUUCUGAUGUAAUGUGUGUGGAGGGCCACUGGUGUUGCUGAUUGGCUCCUGGCCUGAUUGGCUUCACGGUAACAUUACAUGAGGCUUACAUGACUCCUGGUGAUGAUGGCAGCCGUGGUUGUAAUAUACAUGUUGUAAAAUGAAAGCUCUAUCAGAUUACCAAUAUGAAUCCAAUCCAUGUCUGUAAAUAUUGCAAAGUACUGCAUUGUAUUCUGCUGAGAACAUUAUGGAAGAAAAAUAUCGACAGUAUGUUAAAAAUGCAACUCCAGUCUUUGGACAAAACAGUUUUAAUUUGAUUUGUAUGACUCCUUAACAGUAUGAAUAAUAAAUGUGCUAAACCGU